Molecule: messenger RNA, 1449 nt
Organism: Colletotrichum abscissum
Lineage: Eukaryota; Fungi; Ascomycota; Sordariomycetes; Glomerellales; Glomerellaceae
Product: serine hydroxymethyltransferase
Exons: 3
Coding region: 1-1449 (482 amino acids)
Biological process (GO): L-serine catabolic process; folic acid metabolic process; tetrahydrofolate interconversion
Cellular component (GO): cytoplasm
Molecular function (GO): pyridoxal phosphate binding; zinc ion binding; glycine hydroxymethyltransferase activity
Source: RefSeq, a predicted model, not a curated record
AUGGCUGCUACUGGUUCCUACUCCCUCCCCGUCUCCCACAAGGAGAUGUUGGAGAAGUCUCUUAUUGACUCCGACCCUGAGGUUGCCGAGAUCAUGAAGGAUGAGAUCAAGCGCCAGCGCGAGUCCAUCAUUCUCAUUGCCUCCGAGAACGUCACCUCCCGUGCCGUCUUCGAUGCUCUUGGAUCGCCCAUGUCCAACAAGUACUCCGAGGGCCAGCCCGGUGCCAGAUACUACGGUGGCAACGAGCACAUCGACCAGAUCGAGAUCCUCUGCCAGAACCGUGCCCUCAAGGCCUUCAACCUCGACUCCUCCAAGUGGGGUGUCAACGUCCAGUGCUUGUCUGGCUCUCCCGCCAACCUCCAGGUCUACCAGGCCAUCAUGCCCGUCCACGGCCGCCUCAUGGGUCUUGACCUCCCCCACGGUGGUCACUUGUCCCACGGCUACCAGACCCCUGCCAAGAAGAUCUCUGCUGUCUCUACCUACUUUGAGACCAUGCCCUACCGCGUGAACCUCGACACCGGCAUCAUUGACUACGACCAGCUCGAGAAGAACGCCCAGCUCUUCCGUCCCAAGGUCCUCGUCGCCGGUACCUCUGCCUACUGCCGUCUGAUCGACUACGGACGCAUGCGCAAGAUCGCCGACUCCGUCGGUGCCUACCUCGUUGUCGACAUGGCUCACAUCUCCGGUCUCAUUGCCGCCGGCGUCAUCCCCUCCCCCUUCGAGUACGCCGACAUCGUCACCACCACCACCCACAAGUCCCUGCGUGGCCCCCGCGGUGCCAUGAUCUUCUUCCGCAAGGGCGUCCGCUCCGUCAACGCUAAGGGCCAGGAGACCCUCUACGACCUCGAGAACCCCAUCAACUUCUCCGUUUUCCCCGGUCACCAGGGUGGCCCCCACAACCACACCAUCACUGCCCUCGCUGUUGCCCUGAAGCAGGCUGCCAGCCCCGACUUCAAGGCCUACCAGCAGAAGGUCAUUGACAACGCCAAGGCCCUUGAGAACAAGUUCAAGACCCUCGGCCACAAGCUCGUCGCCGACGGCACCGACUCCCACAUGGUCCUCCUCGACCUCCGCCAGUUCAGCUUGGACGGUGCCCGUGUCGAGGCCGUUCUCGAGCAGAUCAACAUCACCUGCAACAAGAACUCCAUCCCCGGCGACAAGAGCGCUCUUACCCCCUGCGGUCUCCGCAUCGGCACCCCCGCCAUGACCUCCCGUGGAUUUGGAGAGGCCGACUUUGAGCGCGUCGCCAACUACAUUGAUGAGUCCAUCAAGAUCUGCAAGGAGGUCCAGGCUUCCCUGCCCAAGGAGGCCAACAAGCUCAAGGACUUCAAGGCCACCGUUGCUGGCGGCCAGGUUGCCAAGAUCAACGACCUCCGCAAGGAGGUUGCCGAGUGGAGCGGCAGCUUCCCCCUCCCUGUUGAGGGCUGGCGCGUUGACGCUGGCAUCUAA